GGAAUUGAGUAGUCAGCUACUCAAUGGUGGGGUAUUAUUGCUUUUCUUAGACUGCAGACAUACGAGCUUGACAGUUUACUUUAGCAAGUCCUUUCAAUAGGACCCGGCUAUCUGAGAAACACUUGUUCCUGAGAGUUAUCAUUACAGAAAAACGAACACACUAAAUCAAGAAGAUGGCUAUGACAUCCUUAUUAAUUGUUUCUGUCGUCGCACUGUCAAUAAUCUCUGUAUACGGUUUUCCUGAUGGUGCACCAAUCGACGUGUGUGUUAAAGAGACUCCAAAUCAACCAAAACAUGGACCACACAGUGCACAGCCUUUAAGCACCAACCCCUAUCAUAUUCAUGCGUCAUCUGAUACUUACAGUCCUGGAAAACAAAUCAGCGUGACUAUCAAUGGUGAUACAUUCAAGGGAUUCUUUAUUCAAGCAAGAGAUGCUAGAACUCAUCAAUGGAUUGGAAGCUUUGCAAAAACAGCCAACACAAAACCAUACGAUGAAUGCAGUUCAGUAACUCAUGCUGAUGCUAAAGAUAAGCAAGAAGCCACCCUCAUCUGGAAUGCCCCAAAGGAGGGCCAGGGUCAAGUUUAUUUCACGGGAAGUGUUGUGAAAAACUUUGCUACAUUCUGGGUUGAAUUGAUAUCUCAUGCUGCUCAUUAAAAUAGCAUAAAACGGACUUUGUACGAUUCUGAGGUAUGUUUCUAUAUGAAUUGAGAAAUUACUGACUCGACAAAAAGGUUACAGCUACAAAUAGCUUGAUGAAGCAAUGCAAUAAAGAAUCACAUUUUUUCAACUACAGUUAAAAA
Chelonus insularis is the source of this 802-nucleotide messenger RNA. RefSeq names its product putative defense protein 3. Lineage: Eukaryota; Metazoa; Arthropoda; Insecta; Hymenoptera; Braconidae. The transcript has 5 exons. The record is from RefSeq and is a predicted model, not a curated record. Gene Ontology annotation, cellular component: membrane. The coding region runs from base 174 to 656 and encodes 160 amino acids.